This is a messenger RNA of Saccostrea cuccullata (small rock oyster), 669 nucleotides long. Its product is annotated as E3 ubiquitin-protein ligase TRIM45-like. Gene Ontology annotation, molecular function: zinc ion binding. The transcript has 2 exons. NCBI's taxonomy places the organism in Eukaryota, Metazoa, Mollusca, Bivalvia, Ostreida, Ostreidae. Bases 1 to 669 code for a protein of 222 amino acids. The record is from RefSeq and is a predicted model, not a curated record.
AUGCGCUGUGAUACAUGUCUUGUCAACCUGUGUAAGGCCUGUGUGGGAGAACAUUAUACUACCAACCUCUCAAAACCUCAUAAAAUUGUUGACUUUAAGAACAGAAAAUCUAAUUAUCCCUACCCUGGAUGUGUAACACAUGACAAAGAACGAUGUAAAAUGUAUUGUAAACAAUGUGACAUUCCUCUUUGCAAGAAGUGCAUUGCAUCUGAUUAUCAUCUAGGUCAUAUGGUAUCAGACAUUUUGCAAGUUCUUGAUGAGAAAAUGUUCAGCAUCAUCCUUGAACAAACUGAAUUAAAUGACGCAAUUUAUCCAACCUACCAGGACAUUGCUUCUGAUAUACAAAAUAGAAUGAGUCAGUUAGAAAAGAAAUACGGAGAUCUCUCAACAGCCAUAACAAAACAUGGAGAGGACUGGCACAGAGAAACUGACAAACUUGUUAGGAAACUUACAGAUGAAUACAGACGAAUUCCAACUUCAGUCAUACCACCUUUACCUAAAUUCAAGACAAAAAGAAUUGACGAAAGAACACUUUGUACAAUGUUUGGUGCUCCAUCAACUUCGGAGGAAAAUGGAAGCCAUUUGAAGAUAGAAAAGAGAUCAUCAGAACUGGAUCCUCUCCUCCAGUCAAACAUCUGCUUGAUGAACCUGAUAUUAUCACAACCAUAG